Strongyloides ratti is the source of this 1341-nucleotide messenger RNA. RefSeq names its product Sulfatase domain and Alkaline phosphatase-like, alpha/beta/alpha domain and Alkaline-phosphatase-like, core domain-containing protein. NCBI's taxonomy places the organism in Eukaryota, Metazoa, Nematoda, Chromadorea, Rhabditida, Strongyloididae. Bases 1 to 1341 code for a protein of 446 amino acids. The transcript is spliced from 2 exons. The record is from RefSeq and is a predicted model, not a curated record.
AUGGCUGAUGAUUUAGGUUUUAGUGAUGUUGAUUGGAAAGAUUAUUCUCUUCAUACACCAAAUUUAAGAUUUUUAGCACAUUCUCAAAAUAGUGUUUUAUUUUCUAAUUCAUAUGUUAAUCAAUUAUGUACACCAACAAGAUCAGCUUUUAUGACUGGUUAUUAUCCUUUUAAAAUUGGUACAGCAGAUGGAGUAUUUCUUCAUAUGGAACCAGCUGGUGUUUCAACAAAAUUUAGGUUUCUUCCUGAAAAUUUAUCAGAAUUAGGAUAUAAAAAUUAUCUUAUUGGUAAAUGGCAUUUAGGUUAUUGUAAAAGAGAAUACCUUCCAACAUAUCGUGGAUUUGAUUAUUUUUAUGGUUUUUAUGGUCCACAGGAAGGAUAUUUUAAUCAUAGUAUAGAUUAUUAUAAAAAACAACCUUUUGGUAUUGUUAAAGGUUUAGAUUUAUUUAGAGAACGUGGUCAUGGAAUGGGAUCAGCUGACUAUACUAAAGAUGGUAUCUAUUCAACAGACCUAUUUUUAGAUGAAAGUAUAAAAAUACUUAAUAAACAUAAUACAAGUAAUCCUUUUUUUCUUUUUCUUUCAUUUCAAUCAGUUCAUCCACCACUUCAAGCACCACCAAAACAUUUAAAAUAUUGUUUAAAAUAUAAAAAUAAUUCUAAUAGAAUGACAUAUUGUGCAAUGUUAAGUAGUAUGGAUGAUGCUAUUGGAAAUUUAGUUAAAUAUUUAAAAUAUAAAAAUUUAUACCAAAAUACAAUAAUAAUUUUUACAAGUGAUAAUGGUGGUUCAGUACAAUGGGGUGGUAGAAAUACACCAUUACGUGGAGAAAAAGAUUCAUUAUGGGAGGGAGGAACUAAAACAAAUACAUUUAUUCAUUCUCCUAGAUAUAUUAAAAAAUUUACCAUAAGAAAUGAACUUUUUCAUGUUGUUGAUUGGCACUCAACAAUAAUUGGAAUGACAGGAGCAAAUAUUCGAAGUUAUGGUGAUGGAAUAAAUCAAUGGAAUAGUAUAAUAAAUAGUAAAUCAAAUAAUAAUAUUGAAAGAACAUCAUUUAUUUAUAAUAUUGCUAAAGGUCAAUCUGCAAUGCGUAUAGGAAUAUUUAAAAUAAUUUUUGAAGGUGAUCCUUUUAUUAAACCAAAAAAAGGAAAAGUUUGGUUAUUUAAUUUAGAAGAUGAUCCUAAUGAGAGAAAAGAUCUUUCAAAAACACAUAGAACAAUCGUUAAUGUUUUAAUGAUAAAACUUGGAGAAUUUAUACGCAAAGCUGUUCCUACAGUUAGAAAACCAUCAUCAAUUAUAGGGCAUCCAAAAUAUUUUAACGGGUCAUAUAGUUCAUACUGGUGUUGA